UCUCAUUAAAAGGUGUUGAAUCGCCUAAAACAGCUUCAGAUGUUUCAGCUGCUUCUUGUUUUGGAUACAAGUUAAACCUGCAGCUCACUGAGUAAAUCUGGUGAUAAAUGGACACAUGAAUCCGUGAUGAUGUCAUUAAUUAAACACUCCUUUGUUUGAUGAAGUGAUGAAAACUUGCCGGUUUCUGCCCCUCCCGCCCUGUUUGCUGCACCUUCCUCUCUCCUCCUCCUCCUCGGUGCGCAGCCUGGAUGUUGUGCGGAGCGCCAAACCCGAACCUCUUUACGCACCGUCCCGCCUCACCUUCAGCGUCACCUCUGCGCCUCCUCAGCUGCGCUGAAUGGAUUAACCUCCGGGAGCCAUGCGGCACCGGCACCGAGCCCCCGCAGCGACCCGAGCCGCUUCGGAUGGAGGAGAGUCCGGUUUCCGCAUUCCCGCAGCCGCUGUGCGCACUGCAGGCGCGGAGCGAAGAUCCAUGAUCUCAACAAAAAAGGAAACCGGUUCGUCCGGCUCGGCGGGCCGCCCCGCGCUGCGGAUUCAUUAUGUUCCCGGCGGACGGAGAGGCUGCUGACUGUGUGUCCCAGGCCCGGUUCGGAGCUCCUUCAUGACCCAGGAUGGAGAACUGCUGCCGCGCCUGCUGCCCCUGCUGCUCCCGGCUCUGGAACUGGAUCUGGCCGGGUCCCCGCUACCCGCCCGUCCCGAACCUGGUCAUCGCCAACCCGGGGGCCCGGUCGGCGGAGAUCCGCACCGUGUCGGGGGACAUCCGCGCCCCGUCGCCCAAGAAGCGGCCGGUGCAGCUGUACGCGGCGCUGUACGACUUCCAGGCCCGGAGCGACGACGAGCUGACGGUGAAGGAGGGCGACAAGCUGUCGGUGAUCGAGAAGCGGGGCGACUACGUGCUGGCCAAGAAGCUGACCGGGGCGCCGCAGUCCGGGCUCAUCCCGGCCAACUACGUGGCUCUGCUGCAGGACGAGUUCGCCAAACACAAGUGGUACUACGGGAACAUAAACCGCGUGAAAGCAGAGAAGCUGCUGCUCGCCUCCCAAAACAAAGAUGGCGCCUUCCUAGUUCGCAUCAGUGAGAGUCACAGCGACGAGUACACGGUGUCUGCGCGGAGCGAGGGGAAGGUCUUCCACUUCCGGGUGCAGCGCUCGGUGAUCGGCGCAUACUUCGUGUCUGACCAGCUGUCGUUCGCCACGCUGGGCGAGUUGGUCUCCUACUACCAGAAGAACCCGCGGAGCCUCGGGGUGAACCUGGCGGAGCCGUGCGCCCAGCAGCGGGAACUCUUCGACAUGGAGCCGUGGGAGAGACCGCGGGAAGAGUUCAAACUCCUCCACAAACUGGGAGAAGGAAACUUUGGACAAGUAUGGGAAGCCAUUUGGACCAAAGGGAACCAGAAAGUGGCCAUAAAGAUGCUGAAACAAGAGGACACGAAGCAGGACGAGUUUGUGAAGGAGGUCCAGGCGCUGAAGAGCCUCCACCACCCGAAGCUGAUCCAGCUGCUGGCCAUGUGCUCCAGAGGGGAACCCGUCUACAUCGUCACCGAACUCAUGAGCAAAGGAAGCCUCAAGUCCUACCUGGACUCUGAGGAAGGAAAGCUGCUGAAAACAGCUCAUCUCAUCUACAUGAGCGGCCAGAUCGCAGACGGCAUGGGCUACCUGGAGGACAGACACAUCGUCCACAGAGACCUGGCCGCCAGAAACAUCCUGGUGGGAGACGACCUGAUCUGCAAGGUGGCAGACUUCGGACUGGCUCGGAUAAUUAAGGACAGCGUCUACACUGCCAGCAGAAACACGAAGAUCCCGGUGCGGUGGACAGCGCCUGAGGCGGUGCUGCACCAACGCUUCUCUGUCAAAUCAGACGUCUGGUCGUUUGGCGUGCUUCUGUAUGAGAUGAUGUCACGCGGGAAAAUGCCGUACGAAGGAAAAAGCAAUAAGGAGGUGAUGGACAUUUUGAAAUCGGGGCAUCGGCUGGGCUGUCCCAACCGCUGCCCUCCCAAUAUUUACCGGAUCAUGAAGGACUGCUGGCACACCGAGCCGACCCAUAGGCCGUCGUUCCACGCCCUGCAGAACCAGCUGGACAGCAUUUAUCAACACAUUUAUUACAAAACCGUGGAGGUUUAGAGGCGAACGGCGGUCUUCCACUGCUGGCUGGGAACCUGCAGAAACGGCAGGAAACGGUGAGGAUCGUUCCUCUCCGUGUUUCUGUUUGGGAAAAUGAAGCGGAGCAGCGACCCAAACCAACAUGGAGGACAAACUGGACAGAAACCCAGCGGUACUUCAGAGAGCAGAGUCUGUAAAUACACCAGAGAAACUCCUCAAACUGUUUUAAACUCUUGUGUUUUGGAGGCUGUAAUAACGGAAAUCGUCGGUAUGUGCCAUGCUGGACACGUCCUCCAUGUUACGAUUUCACUUCUGUUUCCGAUGCAAAACAAGUCGGGAAAAUGGAGAUUUUGUGCAAUAAUUAAACGAAAGCUGAAUUUUUAGCCACAUCAGUCUAGAGAAAGGGAAAUUAAUUAGUUUCUUAGCUUGACCCUUCCUGCUCUUGAGCUAAGUAUCUUGGAGAAAAGGUUUCGUUUGCUGGUUAAAUGAUUUUGUUUGUUUUCAUCAAACCGCAUCCAGAUGUGACGAUUUCUGAAACCUGUGACUCCUUUACGUUAAAGAGAUCAGGAAUAAACUGUACAGAAAAUAACAAGUCUUCCUCUACUAAGAGUUUGGUUUAAGGAGCAACGAAAAGCAUCUUAAAUUUAAAUGUGCGCUUAUUUUUGUUUAGCUUAGCUUGGCUAGCAGCCAAAGGAGCGUAGCCGUAGUUAGCCUUCCAGCUAGCCCCUAUCUUAGCUCCAAUGCUAAGGAGCGCAUCUUUCCUGUAGCGCAUGUGGAGGAGCUCAGUAGCUGUGUUUCCAUUACAAAUAUUGACAAAGUUUCCAAAACUUUGUCAAUAAUCAGAAUGCUGAAAAAACACAAUUGUUGUGUUUUCAUUAAACCAGAAAAAUAAUUAAAAUCACAGGUGAAUAAGUUUGUUCACGCAAUAAUCAUUUAAAAACGUGCUCCUCCGUCUACUUCCUGUUCGUCUUCUUCAUGGUUUCUGUCAGUGGUAAAAUCCACUUAUUGAUCAUGUGACUCGUGAUGUGAAAAAAAUUGUUUCCAUUUCAGUUUUGCAAAAUAAAUAAAUUUAACUACGGCCAAAAAAAAUCACCUCAUCCUAGCAACAAAACUUUUUAUCGCUUCAGGCAUGUCUCUAUUAAGCAAGUUAAUUUUAGAAAUACAAAAUUGUGCGUUUAUGCGGGGAAUGGAAACGCAGCUACGGUUUGAGUUUUAGCUUGAAUUUCUGCUUGUUGGCUUGCAACUGUGUGUUUGCAGCGUUAAGAUCUAAUAUCUGCUGCUCCUCUGCAGGCUGAAAUCCUGCGGCUGAAGCUUCCAGGUGGGACCAGGGUUCUUAUUUAACAUGAUGUUUACUGUUACUGCAUUAUUGUUUUGCAGCUAGUGAGCAUGCCAGCUUGCUGUGAGGUUUGGUACAUGUAGUCCUGUUACUGUAGCCUGCUGCUUUUAGACCCACACUGAUUAUCUGACACGGGCUGAAAUAUUUAAUGUUCAGAAAAAUGACUUGUGCUCCAGUGCUGCUCUCAGGACAGACGGUAAGAAGAUCUAUUUUUGUAUUUUUGUUUGUCCAUUUCUCUGCGCUUCCUGAUUUAUUCGUCAGAAGAUCUUUACCUGUUGCAGGUAAAGAUGUAGCCGAGCCUCCAGGUAUUUUUGGAGGCUCGGCUACAUUUUACAAAUCUAAAGCAUCCUAACAGAAGCACUUUUAAAAUGAUUUUUUUAUCAGCACAAGAUGAACUAGAAGCGCUUGAAAAGCCGCUGGAGCUCGGUGCCAACAGUCCAGGCCUUAAGCUCCUCUGACUGAUGUCCAGGAACACCAGUGCCUACGUUUACAACUGAACACAAGCUCACCACCGACACACGAGCUACAGGACGGACAUCUGGACUCGCAGCCUCUUUCUGUAGGCUUUUCUUCAUUUGAAGCACAUAAAACUGUAAACAAAUCUUGCAACUUGCAAUGCAAUUUGUCAAUGAACCAAUUUUGUGUGUUUUUAUGCAUGACGUUUGCAGCAGAUGGAGCCAAGUUCAGGAAACUUGAGCCAUAAUCUCCAAAUUAUGAGUAUGUUUGUAUUUAUGGCUGUUUGUGUUCUGGUACCAAACACAAGUUAUGCAAAAAAUAAAGUAUUUUAAGUAUUGUUUUCAAAAAACAAUGCAACUGUAAUUUUUACUAUUUUUGUUAUAUGUUCACUCAUUUUUAGAGGAAAAUUUCACAUAAAUAUAUUUUUAAAAGGACCUAAAGUUAAGGCUGCAAACUAAAUAUUUAGUUUGAAAACUAAAUAUUUUGCUCCAACUUAAGUAUUUUGUUAGCAAUCUAAAUAUUUGAGCUUAUAUAUUUAGCUUGAAGCUAAAAAUAAGCAAAAUAUUUAGUUAGCAAGCUAAAUAUUUAAAUUUCUAGUUUGCAUAUUU
Poecilia latipinna (sailfin molly) is the source of this 4499-nucleotide messenger RNA. RefSeq names its product src-related kinase lacking C-terminal regulatory tyrosine and N-terminal myristylation sites (gene srms). Bases 612 to 2120 code for a protein of 502 amino acids. Lineage: Eukaryota; Metazoa; Chordata; Actinopteri; Cyprinodontiformes; Poeciliidae. Gene Ontology annotation, biological process: protein phosphorylation. The record is from RefSeq and is a predicted model, not a curated record. The transcript has 8 exons. Gene Ontology annotation, molecular function: protein tyrosine kinase activity; protein binding; ATP binding.